Molecule: messenger RNA, 219 nt
Organism: Neurospora tetrasperma FGSC 2508
Lineage: Eukaryota; Fungi; Ascomycota; Sordariomycetes; Sordariales; Sordariaceae
Exons: 2
Coding region: 1-219 (72 amino acids)
Source: RefSeq, a predicted model, not a curated record
AUGGCGGCAGGGUACCUCGAGGCUUUUGAUGGUGGGGGUGGUGGUGGUAUAUUGGACUUGGCGUCAUCAAACACCUGCACCGUCUGCGCCGUCUGCUCCGGAGUGGCGGCGGCAAAUGGCCCCGAACUCGACAACCAGGCGUCCAGGAUGGAUUUCACCGCAGCCGACGGGGUCGGGCGGUCAGCUGAAGCGCACGGUAGUGAUGGGUGUUUGUGUUGA